Molecule: messenger RNA, 2393 nt
Organism: Formica exsecta
Lineage: Eukaryota; Metazoa; Arthropoda; Insecta; Hymenoptera; Formicidae
Gene: Mau2
Product: MAU2 chromatid cohesion factor homolog
Exons: 8
Coding region: 1-1785 (594 amino acids)
Biological process (GO): mitotic sister chromatid cohesion; maintenance of mitotic sister chromatid cohesion
Cellular component (GO): chromatin; SMC loading complex
Molecular function (GO): double-stranded DNA binding; protein binding
Source: RefSeq, a predicted model, not a curated record
AUGGCGUCUUCUCAGGACGCUUGGUAUCUCUCGUUGCUGGGUUUGGCCGAGAACUUUCGCACGUCAAAUCCACCAAAUGUCAAAUCGUGCAUUCAGUGUCUACAGGCAGUUUUCCACUUCAAGCCACCGCCGCGCGUCGAGGCGCGCACUCAUCUUCAGCUUGGCAACAUCCUGCUCACGCACACGAAAAACAUCGAUUUGGCGCGAUCUCACUUAGAUCAAGCGUGGCGACUGAGUCAGAACAUAAAUACGUUCGACGAUGUGAAGUUUGAGGCAGCCAGUGUGGUUGCGGAACUGUACGAACAACAACAACAGCCAAAUCUAAGUAAACCGAUAUUAAGGAAGGCGAUAGAAUUAUCUCAGCACAAUGUUUACUGGCAUUGCAGGCUUAUCUUUCAACUCGCACAAAUUCAUGCCUCGGAGAAGGACUUUGUCGCAGCGAGCAGUCUACUUGCAGUGGGCGUGGAUUAUUCUCACAUAAGCAACGCCAGUUACACCAGAGUACUCUUUCUUCUAUCCCGGUGCAUGCUCCUUUUAAUAGACAAAAAAUUCACAGAGGUUCAUCCUCUUUUAAAUUCAGCGGGACAUCAUGUAGAAAAUUGGCAAGGUAGUCCACAUCAAAAGGAAUAUCUGAAAGUCUACUUUUUAGUUCUCCAAGUAUGUCACUACCUCAUGGCAGGUCAGGUGAAAAGUGUGAAACCUUGUUUAAAACAAUUGCAACAAAGUAUACAGACUAUAAUGUCUCCUAGUUGGCCGACUGAUGACGUAGUUACAGGUUCCAACAUAGGAGAUAUGUUUAUAUGGAUGCCAAAAGAUCAUCUAUAUGUUUUGGUUUAUUUAGUAACUGUCAUGCAUUCUAUGCAAGCUGGAUAUAUGGAUAAAGCUCAGAAAUAUACCGAUAAAGCCCUUACUCAAAUUGAAAAACUGAAAAUUGUCGAUAAUAAGCCCAUCUUGUCUGUAUUUCAAUUAAUGCUUUUGGAGCAUAUAGUUAUGUGUCGGCUUGUUAUGGGAAAUAAAAGCGUGGCUCUCGCGGAAAUUUCUCAAGCUUGUCAACUUUGCAGGCGACAGCCUAGAUUACUUCAAGGCCAUAGACCGCAAUUACAUGCAUUACUAGGUUUAUAUGCAAUGUCUAUGAAUUGUAUGGAAGCUGCAGAGGCUCAAUUUACUGCUGCACUCAGAACAUCACAAGAGAGGGAACUUUGGACAUUCGCGAAUUUGAAUUUAGCAAUAGUAUAUCUCAGAACAAAAAGAGACGCCGAACUAGGAGCAUUAUUAGAAAGGAUAAAUCCAGAAUCUUUACCAUCACAUUCUCAUUCCUUGAGGGCAGCUGCAUAUUAUGUACAAGGACUCCAAGCCUUCUUUGGUGCUAGAUACAAUGAAGCAAAACGGUAUCUUAGAGAAACAUUAAAAAUGGCAAAUUCGGAAGACUUGAAUAGACUCACUUCGUGUAGUCUUGUGCUUUUGGGACACAUAUUUCUUUCAUUGGGAAAUAGUAGAGAAUCAAUGAAUAUGGUUACACCUGCGAUGCAAUUAGCUUCUAAAAUACCUGAUGUACAUGUACAAUUGUGGGCUACUGCCAUUCUUAAAGAUUUGUAUAGAAUUUGCGGUGAUCCUACUCGUGAAAGCGAAGCGUAUCAAAUGCAUUGUACAUUUUCCCAAACUCUUUUGAAGGACCAUUUUCAGAGUACUCAAAUGAGUGAGCAUUCGCUUAUUCAUUGGACAGACGGUCCGGUGCCUGCGUUACCAACCAAUCCACCACCGUCUACAUCGCAAGCAAUUCUCUAAUAACAUAAAAAAAUAUUUAAGUGUGUUUAUUUACUUAAACUGUCCAGAUUAUCUGCUGAAGCCGUAUAUAUUUGUAUUACUUAUUUAUUGGGUUGUAAAGUGUGAAAUUUGUUUCAGCAUCAUUCAAUUUCAGAUAUUAAGAUAAUUAUAAUGAGUAAUUUCAAAACAUCAGAUUUAAUUGUGAAUGAUGAAGAAAUGAAAGGAUUAUUGGAUAUUUGUGAUAUAAUAUCCAUUUUUUUAAAUACGAUCUUUGCAAGAACAUGGGGCAACUAGUUAUAGCUGCAGAACUUGUGUGAUAGUGUUUAUAAUAGUAUUUCAGUUAUCAAAAUUAUAUGGCAGGGACUGAUUAUUACAUUUAGAUCAUUGAUAUAUUUUGUUUACUUCAAGUUUAUAUAAUUUAAUUUUUACAUUACAUUUUUUUUUAUGGAUUUAUACUCUCUAUAAGAGAGGGAUACAAGUGAUGAUUAUCAACAUAUGGAUCAGAUGCGUUUUUAAAAUUAUAUGACUCGUUCUGCCGCACAAUGUGUUUAAAUAAGAUUUGUACUGCAUAUAUAAAAAGUAUAGCUCAUACAAAAAUAUAGAAUAAAAACUUUUAUUUUUGUUUAAAA